CACUCCCACACUCCACAGUGAGUAAUGUGUCAGUGUUCAUGUAGAGCAGGAGGAAGGUGAAGAUGACGUUCAAUGCAUUCAGUUGGAUCUCAAACUGUUCCACAUACUAUAGCCUUCACUUUGCAGAGUUGCCAUGGUGACGACCUAAUUGGGGGGAUGGAUUAUUGAGUUUCCUUCCUCGGCGUGCGGUUUGGGACGCAGCCGGGACGAGACGGGACGUUUCUGCUUCAUUCCUCAGAAACACACAUGUGACAGAGACAGGGGUCGUCCUCAUCACACACACUUCUGGGACUGUACACGAAACGGACAAAAACAAAUGAGCAUGUCCCGCUGGGAGCUGAUCGAGUUGCAGGACCUCUCCUCUGGGGACAGGAUCGAGUUAAUGCCCUCCGCCAGACUCAAGGGCCCCCAGAAGCCCCUGGAGUGUCCGAGCCCGUGGCACACGGUGCGUCUGGUCGGAGACACGGUGCAUUUUGAGGUUUCUCUCUGGGAGACGUUCAGACGGGGGGAAGGUCAUGAUUUCCAGGUCUGCAGUCACACACACCUGGCCUGGUGUGACCUGUGUGGAGAGUUCAUCUGGGGUGUGUACAGACGGAGCCUGCGCUGUGUCAACUGCAGGUACACGUGUCACUCUCGCUGUCGGCCCCUGGUACAGCUGGACUGUGAAGCUGUGCUCGGACACUCAGACGGCAGCGAGCACUUUGAAACGGACACGGACGUGGACACUGAGGUGGACUGGAGGAAACAGAAACAGCUCUCCAUCACUGAACUCCAACACAAAGUAAAAGAAUACAACGCUCAGAUCAACAGCAACCUCUACAUGAGUCUGAACAGGGAUGGCUCAUAUACAGGUUUCAUUAAGGUCCAGUUCCAGCUGGCUCGGCCCAUCUCGCUUCCUCCGGCUCAGAGACCGUCACCGUCUUCUUACUCCUCAUCUUCCUCUUCUUCUUCCUCUUUCUGCUCCUCCUUUUCCCCCUUGCCCUCGCACGGCCUCUGCACGUCGUUCUACCUGCCCCGAGACACGAUGAAGCAGCUGCAUGUCGGCUCGAACACUCGGGUUCGAGAGGUGAUCGAGGCUCUGCUCAACAAGUUCACAGUGGUGGACAAUCCGGCUAAAUUCGCUCUGUUCGAACGCAGCGAGAGGAUUGGUCAGGUGUAUAUGAGGAAGUUGUGUGAUGAUGAGCGUCCUCUCUUCCUGCGUCUGUGCGCGGGCCCCAGUGAGAACUCACUCAGCUUCAUACUCCGAGAAAACGAGACAGGAGAUGUGAACUGGGAUGCGUUCACUCUUCCUGAGCUCAGUAACUUCCUGCGGAUCCUGCAGCGGGAGGAGGAGGAACACGUCCGGCAGAUCGUGCAGCGUUACUCAGUGGCACGGGACAAACUGACGGAGGCGCUGGGGAGCUUCAGCUCGCCGGGCUGACAGGAGUGUGACGGAGUGAAGCUGGAUGUGACACACACUGCUGAGAACAUGCACACACACACACACACACCGCUGACUGGGCCAUCACUGUGAGAAAACAAAGGUGCAGCAGGGUCACAUAUACACACACAGCAUUGAGGAGGGUAACAGUGAGCAGAUGUAGCUUUAACAGAUUUAGCCAGGUCGAAUCCUAACGCCACUUCUCACUGGACAUAAAGACUUGCUCCACAGAGUGUGAUGAUGAAGUUAACCCUGUGUUCUUACCCCAUGUCCUGUGGACUGUGGACCCCUAAGCUCACACCCUGGGCUUCUGUGAGUUCAUUGAUGACAUAAUAUCUAUAAACAAGGCCUAAACAUUUAUGUAGCUCAACAGAUCACAUUUUGUUCCUCGGUCUAGUGUCCGCUCACUCGGCACACUUAGGCCCCGCCCUCUCAGAACUCACAGAAAGCUGGAAGAGAUGCAGAUGAUCAUGAAGUUUGGGUGAAUAUUUAAAAAUGGUGAAUGUUUUGAUAGUGUGUGAGACAGACUUACACUAACAAAGUAUCACACUGAUCCAGUAUCAUGUUAAAGAAGAACAUAUGAGCAGAAAUGAUUAUUGUCCUUUCAUUCUUCUUCUUCUUCUUCUUCUUUAUUUUUUAACCAAACUGUUCCUUGAAAUAACCAGUUAUACUUUGCACUGAAUGUCUGGGAACCUGAAAAUAUGUUUUCAGAAUUUGUUUCAUUGUGAAAAGAUUUAUUUAUUCUUCAGAUAAUUUUGUAAAAUUUCUGAUAAAUUGAACAACUGAUCACGCUGAAAGAAUAUGAAAAUGUGAAUUCAUUAAAUAUUUUGU
Molecule: messenger RNA, 2251 nt
Organism: Tachysurus vachellii
Lineage: Eukaryota; Metazoa; Chordata; Actinopteri; Siluriformes; Bagridae
Gene: rassf1
Product: Ras association domain family member 1
Exons: 7
Coding region: 317-1420 (367 amino acids)
Biological process (GO): Ras protein signal transduction
Cellular component (GO): microtubule cytoskeleton; nucleus
Source: RefSeq, a predicted model, not a curated record